Acanthopagrus latus (yellowfin seabream) is the source of this 3026-nucleotide messenger RNA. It is a transcript of the gene cdc14aa, whose product is annotated as cell division cycle 14Aa. The record is from RefSeq and is a predicted model, not a curated record. Gene Ontology annotation, biological process: cilium assembly; positive regulation of cytokinesis; protein dephosphorylation. NCBI's taxonomy places the organism in Eukaryota, Metazoa, Chordata, Actinopteri, Spariformes, Sparidae. The transcript has 14 exons. Gene Ontology annotation, molecular function: protein tyrosine/serine/threonine phosphatase activity; protein serine/threonine phosphatase activity. Bases 370 to 1839 code for a protein of 489 amino acids. Gene Ontology annotation, cellular component: mitotic spindle; centrosome; nucleolus.
UUUGCUGGAAUAUUUUGGGAGCGUUUAGACAUGCAGGGACUGAAUGAUUUCUGUCAAACUCUCAGAGAGGUGUGAGGGACAGGAGAUGGACAGAUGGACUUAAUUUUAAUGCGGAUAACCUCUGUGAGCGGACAUGGUACAGCUCAACAGUUGGUCUGACGGAGUUACUGCGGCUGUUUAAAGUUGGACGGUUGAUCUCUGAGUGAUGACAGGCUCCUCGAAGAAGAACUAUGGACCUGCUCUUAAGAUAUUUUAUGCAGAACUCUUAACAGAUAAAGCAGGCAGAAGACAGGUUUACACAGACCAGAGCAGGGGGCUGAUUAUAUUCUAAACAGAGAUUAUUCCUGGAAUCAUCUGCUGGUGAGUCAAAUGGCAGAGGAAUAUGAACAGUCUGGUGCGUCAGAAUUCAUUAAAGACCGGCUGUAUUUUGCCUCUCUACGUGUCAAACCAAAGAAUACAGCCAGCACACACUACUUCAGCACAGACGAGGAGUUCACAUAUGAGAGUUUCUAUGCAGACUUCGGGCCAUUCAGCCUGGCCAUGCUGUACAGAUACUGCUGCAAACUCAACAAGAAGCUUAAGUCCUUCACCCUCUCCAGAAAGAAACUGGUCCAUUACACCAGCUUCGACCCAAAGAAGAGAGCCAAUGAUGCUGUUCUCAUCGGUGCCUACGCUGUAAUCUAUUUGAAGAGAAGCCCGGAGGACGCCUACAGGACUCUGAUCUCAGGAAACAACACAGCCUACCUGCCCUUUAGGGAUGCAGCAGUGGGAGAGUGCUCCUUCAACCUCACUGUCCUUGACUGCUUACAGGGGAUACAUAAGGCAUUGCAGCAUGGUUUCUUUGACUUUGACAGCUUCAGUGUUGAGGAAUAUGAACAUUAUGAGCGAGUGGAAAACGGUGAUAUGAACUGGAUCGUUCCAGGGAAGAUUCUGGCCUUCAGCAGCCCUCACCCUCGCAGUAAGAUAGAAAACGGUUAUCCUCUUCAUGCACCAGAGGCAUACUUUGUCUACUUUCACCAAAAUAACGUCAAAGCCGUGGUCCGUCUAAACAGGAAGUUGUAUGAAGGCAGGCGUUUUGAGGAUGCAGGAUUUGAGCACCAUGACCUCUUCUUCCUGGAUGGAACCACGCCCUCUGACCUCAUCUGCAGGCGAUUCCUGCAUGUGUGUGAAAGUACUGAAGGAGCGGUGGCUGUGCACUGUAAAGCUGGUCUCGGCCGUACUGGCACUCUGAUUGGCUGCUACCUGAUGAAGCACUUUCGGUUCACUGCAGCUGAGGCCAUUGCUUGGAUCAGAAUAUGCCGGCCCGGAUCCAUCAUCGGUCCCCAGCAGAACUUCUUAGAGGAGAAACAGCACAGUUUGUGGGUCCAGGGUGACGUCCACCGCUCCAAGCAGAAGCUGGUUCAGCAGAGACUGAGCCGGCGGCAGCAGCUUCAGCAGCAGAGUCAACAGCAGCAGCUUCACAGCCCCGACUCUGAGGGAGGGAGACAGCCAACCAUGUCCCGCCUUCUCUCUAGCAUGGAUGACCUCUCAAUUAACACCACCCUUUACAAAUCAUACAGCCUAGAUGAGAGUAACUACACGGAGGACAGUCUGACCCAGGGAGACAAACUGAGAGCACUAAAGGGAAAACGACCACCGCGAUCAGCUUCCUCCUCCUCAAGGUUAAAUCUGUCGAAGGCCUCUCACUGCUCCAUCCUGCCACCACCUAAGUCCCCUAAAGGCUCCCUCUCCUUCUCCUCUUCUAAGAAGCUGGUGCGCAGCUCCUCCUCCUCCACCACACAGCUAUGGAGUCCCUUUAGCCUCAACCUGUUCAGCACCAGGCCGGCCAUCAUUCACUGACUUCACAGCUUGGGUGAAUUCUGCUCACAAGUCGAGUCGACUGAUGAUGGUAAAGAAAACUGGAUGACCACCAUGUUGUCUGGGCCUUAAACAUCUAUCAUUUAACUUGAUGAUACUGUAACAAUUUCUGUGACAGAGUAACUGCACUGUUAAUGUAGAGUCAACUCAGAGUGAAGAAACACUCAGAGAGUGAAACACUGGUCACAACAUUGGUAUCAACCCCUAAUCUCAGUGUCUUCAGUGGAAUAUGAGCCAUCAUAUGUUAGAAGAUAAACACACAAAAUCUUUUGAAAAAGAAUGUAAUUUCACAUACUGUGUACAUCCCAGUGGCAUGAGUACCAAAACACUGAAUUCAACAAAGUUAGAAGGAGCCAUGAUAAAUGUAACACCAUGUUCAUAGGGUGUAUAGGACAGUGGAGAACUGGUCCAGAGUCACAUGACUCUCAACUUUAACUGCACUUUAAUACUAGAACCUUAAGGGAAGAGUGCACCAGGGUUACACGUAAAGUGUGUUUUCUGGUGUCACUGCAUAUGUGGAAUAAGAAGUAUAAAACCUUUUGUGGCUCCGGGGGAAGCUGCAUGUUAUCUGAUAAAUAUUCUCCAGUGAUGUCAAACAGGGGCUCAGCUACACUGUGGGUAAUGUAGUCACAGACAAAAUUGGUGAAGUUACCCUCUUAGAUCUUAGUUGAUAGUAAAUGUUAGCUCUGAAUGGAGCACUGAGUAUGACCACUUUGUAUACAUAUACAGUAGGUCAAAACAUAUUAAAUAUGUUUUAAAAAAUAAUACAAUAUUUGGGAGAUUUCAUUUACUUUUAGUUGCCAACAAUAGUGGAAGAAAAAAAAAAGUGAUUUUUGAGGGGAAGUUUCUUCUGUUUGAGUGUGAAGCUCUUAAAGCAUGUUUGACUUCUCUAAACAGCUGAAAAUGUGUUUUAUGUUUGUAUUUGAUGCAACAUCAUCUUGCUAUGCAAAUAUUAUCUACUUGUAAAAGUGUACUGUUACUACUAUGAAAGACCUUCAUCUGGUCCUGGAGCAGGUGUGGUGAUUGGGGAAUGUGUUGUCUGAUCACUGGUUGGUUCCAAAGGAAGAAAACAUAUCAUUGAGAUGUGAUAAAAUAGCUGCCUUUAGUGUUGCUGCAGAGAUUGUUAUUUUUAAAAUGACCAAUAAAAUCGUGUUAAUGAUGAUCAUGAA